AUGGCCGCGAAGGAGCUUUUAUAUAGGAGGCCGAGGAUUUUUUUGACUAGUUGUGCAGCACACACUGUUGACCUGAUGCUUGAAAGCAACGGGAAGUUGAGUUUAUUCAAAGGAGCAAUUGAGAAGGCGAGGACCAUCACCAUCUUUAUCUAUAGUCAUCACAAGACUUUGUCUAUGAUGCGUCGCAUUUGUGACAAAAGGAACAUUGUGAGACCCGGAGGUACUCGUUUCGCCACUAAAUUUUUGACUCUGCGGAGUCUUCUUGAGAAGAAAGGGAAGUUGAGAUUUAUGUUUUCCGAUGAAGCAUGGGUGAGAUGCAAGCUUGCAAAGACCGCUAAAGGCGCUAAGGUGGAGGCGAUUGCUAUGAGUGAUAGUUGGUGGACAACGGUGGCCAAGAAUCUGAAGGUGUAUGCUCCUAUUUUUCGAUUGUUGAGGACAGUCGAUAGUGACAACAAACCCUCAAUGGGAUUUGUGGUGGGGAUGCUUGAAGAUAUGAAGAAGGAGAUCAUUCAAGUUUUCAAGAAUAAGGAGAAGGAUUUCAAGCCCGUGAUUGAUAUUAUAGAUGGGAAGUCCAAGGAUCGGCUCUUUUCUCCCUUGCAUAUGGCUUCUUACUAUCUCAACCCUUACUAUUUCUAUAGGGAUGAUGUAGUGAAGAAUUGCAAAAGGGCGAAAGAUGGAUUUCUAGAUGUGAUGGAGUUGUUCUAUCCUGAUGUAGAGCAACAAGUUAAAAUUCAUACUCAAGAGUUGGAGAGAUACAGAGAAGGAAAUGGUUCAUUUGCUAGGAUUGGAGCGGUGAAGGCUAGAGAGAAAUCAGACUUGAACCCAGGUAAAAUAAUUUUAGAAAUUGAAUCAUAUAUGACUUAUAAGUUAUCUAUUGUGCCAUUGUGGUAG
This is a messenger RNA of Asparagus officinalis (garden asparagus), 891 nucleotides long. RefSeq lists its product as uncharacterized. Lineage: Eukaryota; Viridiplantae; Streptophyta; Magnoliopsida; Asparagales; Asparagaceae. The record is from RefSeq and is a predicted model, not a curated record. Bases 1 to 891 code for a protein of 296 amino acids. The transcript has a single exon.